CUUUAUAAAGACAACUUACUUUCGGCUAGUGUUCUUUUUAGCAUUCAUCCAACUUUAAUAUGAUUAGUGAAAUGCUUAAUAUUGUUUACAAAUGGUUUAACACUUUAAAUAUCGCGCAAUAUAUCUCCAGUCGGAUUUAAAUAAUCAUUAGAGAUAUCCAAACACGAAAGCGAAAGCAAGUGUAACUGUUUCAUUUCGGGUCAUCGGAGAGUUUCAUAAAUCUUAUUUAGUGCUUGUGCGCGUGGGUGGAGUUUCACCUUCUCCAUAUUCAGAAGCUGGGUGGUUGCUUGAAUCUCCCACUCUUUGCCGUAUAAAGAGUGGCCCUCGGUCUCUUUAAGACAAGACAAAUUAACGACUUGCACAAAUAAUUGGCUGCAUUGCUUCAUUUUUGACAUCACUAAAACAUUUAUGGUGUCCAUUGACGCUCUUCAUGCUUGAGUCGAGGCCAGAGGACCAUGAUGGAGUACUUGAGCGACAAGUUCUCCUUGAAAAGUCAAGCGAUUAAAGGCAGUGAUUACUACAUGGACCAAGUUAUGGAGACUUUAGACAAUGUGCCGUACUACAACAAGACAUCACCGAAAUGCGUCCAAGCCUUCUCGAUGCAGAGCAAUGAGCAACACAGCACGAUGGACAGAUCGUCUCCGUGUGACAACCGAAACAGCGUGAAUUACUGCGCUCCAAAAACGGAGGACAGCAGCCUGCACGCGAUGGAGAACUGCUGCAGUGUCAGAGUCUCUCCGGCCACAACCGGACCAGACAAAACGGAGCUGGACGACAUCGGCGAAAAAUGCGACAGCAACGUGUCGAGCAGCAAGAAGAGACGCCAUCGCACAACCUUUACCAGCGCUCAACUUGAGGAACUCGAGAAAGUCUUCCAGAAAACACAUUACCCAGAUGUGUAUGUGAGAGAACAGCUGGCCAUGAGAACAGAGCUCACGGAGGCAAGAGUUCAGGUAUGGUUCCAGAACAGAAGAGCCAAGUGGAGGAAGAGAGAAAGAUAUGGACAGAUCCAACAGGCCAAAAGCCACUUUGCAGCAACCUAUGACAUAUCAAUGCUGCCCCGGACAGACAGCUACUCACAGAUUCCCAACAACUUAUGGACAGGUCCCGCUCCAGGCAGCUCCGUAGUGUCAUCCUGCAUGAUCCCGCGAGGUUCCCCUCCCUGCGUGACAUCACCCUACCCCAACUCGCCGAGGGCCGCUGAGCACGGUUACGUGGGCUUCCCCAAUCACCAGCAAAAUCAGUUUGGAGUUAAUCACGUGUCUCUCAAUAACUUCUUCGCCGAUUCACUCCUGGCUCCUUCACCGAACAGUCACGCCGCGUUUGAGACCAAACCCGAGUUUGAACGGCGGUCCUCCAGCAUUGCUGUACUGCGCAUGAAGGCUAAAGAACAUGCAGCCAACAUAACUUGGGCCAUGUGAACUCUGAACUUAGUCUAAUAGUCAUGAUCGGAACUGUUUUUGCCUAAUAAUAAUAAUAA
Rhinichthys klamathensis goyatoka is the source of this 1480-nucleotide messenger RNA. RefSeq names its product ALX homeobox 1 (gene alx1). NCBI's taxonomy places the organism in Eukaryota, Metazoa, Chordata, Actinopteri, Cypriniformes, Leuciscidae. The transcript has 4 exons. The record is from RefSeq and is a predicted model, not a curated record. Gene Ontology annotation, molecular function: RNA polymerase II transcription regulatory region sequence-specific DNA binding; DNA-binding transcription activator activity, RNA polymerase II-specific. Bases 456 to 1421 code for a protein of 321 amino acids. Gene Ontology annotation, biological process: embryonic skeletal system morphogenesis; negative regulation of DNA-templated transcription; positive regulation of transcription by RNA polymerase II.